This is a messenger RNA of Cynocephalus volans (Philippine flying lemur), 1378 nucleotides long. Its product is annotated as kallikrein-10-like. Gene Ontology annotation, cellular component: secretory granule. The coding region runs from base 82 to 915 and encodes 277 amino acids. Gene Ontology annotation, molecular function: serine-type endopeptidase activity. NCBI's taxonomy places the organism in Eukaryota, Metazoa, Chordata, Mammalia, Dermoptera, Cynocephalidae. The transcript is spliced from 6 exons. Gene Ontology annotation, biological process: proteolysis. The record is from RefSeq and is a predicted model, not a curated record.
AUCGGCCCACAAGGCAGGGCAGAGGCACUUCUGGGUUUCCUCCCUCCUUCCUACCGACGACUCCCAGCCCCGGUCCUGGCCAUGAGACCCCCGCACCUCCACCUCUCCGCCGCCUCCGGCACCCGGGCCCUGGUGGAGCUGCUGCUGCCUCUGCUGAUGGCGCAACUCUGGGCCGCGGAGGCGCUGCUCCCUAUAAACGGCACUGGCUCGGACCUUGCGGCUUCCGGCGCCGCGUGCGCGCGCGGCUCGCAGCCCUGGCACGUCUCCCUCUUCAAUGGCCUCUCUUUCCACUGCGCGGGCGUCCUGGUGGACCAAAGUUGGGUGCUCACGGCCGCGCACUGCGUGAACAACAAGCCACUGUGGGCUCGAAUCGGAGAUGACCACCUGCUGCUUCUCCAGGGCGAGCAGCUCCGCAGAACCACUCAACAUGUUGUCCACCCCAAGUAUCGCCAGGGCUCAGGCCCCAUCCUGCCAAGGCGCACAGAUGAGCACGAUCUCAUGCUGCUGAAGCUGGCCAGGCCUGCUGUGCUGGGACCUCGCAUCCAGACCCUGCGGCUGCCCUAUCGCUGUGCCCAGCCUGGAGACCAGUGCCACGUUGCUGGGUGGGGUACCACGGCCACCAGAAGAGUGAAGUACAACAAGGGCCUGAGCUGCUCUGGGGUUGCUAUCCUGAGCCCUAAAGAGUGUGAGGUCUUCUACCCUGGUGUGGUCACCAACAACAUGAUGUGUGCUGGACUGGACCAGGGCCAGGACCCUUGCCAGAGUGACUCAGGUGGACCCCUGGUCUGCGAUGAGACCCUGCAGGGCAUUCUUUCAUGGGGCGUUUAUCCCUGUGGCUCUGCCCAGCAUCCAGCUGUCUACACCCAGAUCUGCAAAUACAUCCCCUGGAUCGAGAAAACCAUACGCUCCAACUGAUCCAUACACCCAGAGACCCCUUCAUCAUCUGUCCUUUUCCUCAGACUCCUGAGCUUCCUCCCCAGUUGGCUGGGCUCUCCACCUGCACUGCUCAAAUCUUUGCUGCCCAUCCGUACCUGUUGACACCUCACCUCUUCCCUCAUUCCCCCUGCCCACUCCCAUUCUCUACCCACACUGACGCUGAAGAGCAGAAAGUGGUGGCGAAGAUUUGUUCAAGAGAAGCAAGGAAGCCGGUGGCCACCCAGCCUCUGAGAGAAAUUGUAGUCACCCAACCCAGCUUCCUGUACCACUCUCUGCUGUGUAAUCUUGGCCAAGCCAAGUAUCCUCUCUGAACCUUGGUUCCCUCACCUGCAAAAUGGGGACAAUGAGGUGCCUACCUCUUAGAUGUGUUGUGAGGAGACUAUGAUAUAACGUGUGUAUGUAAAUCUUUAUAGUAAUUGUCAUGUAAGCCUUAACACAGUGG